AUGUCAACAAAACGCAAAGGGGCUGAUUUGAACCGUAAUACAAGUAAAUCUCGAAGCUUGCGAAAUAGAAGAUCCGAAAGAACCGAAGAACAAAUUCAGCAACAAAAUACUAAUGCACGUGUCAGAAUGGCGCAAUUGCGUCAAGAAGAGUCAGAAGACACAUGAGCUGAACGCAAUGAAGUAUUAAGAUUAGAACAACGACAAUCACGCCGUUUCACAGUCAAUAGACGCAGAACAAAUGACCAACAACGACAACAGAUACAUCGAGCAUUUACAUCUGAUUCAUUCUUGCGUCUAGCAUUCCAGUAUGAGCCCGAUAUUGAAUAUUAUGCUCAUUCAAAAGUGGUAAUUCAAAAUCAGAGGCCAAGUUUAUCAUACUCAGGCUCACUGCUGCCAAUGCCAAACGAACCACAUACAUUUUUACAAAUCUACUUCAUGGGCGGCGAGGAUUCCGGAAGCGCACUUGCCAAUCGCGUGAAUGCACGUUGUGAUUAUAAUAACCUUGAUUCAUUUUAUGCCAGACGCAUCGUCAGCGAGCUGGAUGCUCUAUUGAAUGAGCACAACGAAUUGUUGAAAAUAUUAAAAUCACACAUGCACAAAUUACAAAGCGAUAAUCACGCUAUCGUCAUUAAUCCUGAUAAAACACCAGCUGGAGAGCAUAUUUGUAGAUUCAAUGCACCCGUUGUUGAUGAUGUUGCUGGAAUCAUGGUGGCGAUCGUACAGGUGCACGAGAAAUUGUGA
Cinara cedri is the source of this 741-nucleotide messenger RNA. Lineage: Eukaryota; Metazoa; Arthropoda; Insecta; Hemiptera; Aphididae. The record is from the annotation of a GenBank genome assembly.